AUGUCUCGAUUAACUCUCAUCGUGGCCGCAACUAAAAACAAUGGCAUCGGCUAUAAAGGACGUCUCCCUUGGAGAUUGCCAAAGGAAAUGGCAUAUUUCAGCCGUGUUACGACUCAUGCGCCAGACGGCCGCGUAAAUGCAGUGAUCAUGGGGAGAAAUACUUGGGAAAGCAUUCCAUCCAAAUUCAGGCCUUUACCCAAACGUACAAACUACGUGAUCAGCAACAACGGAGAAUAUUCCUUAAACGCGCCGGCGACGCUACGCAACGAUUUAGAAACCGCGCUGGGAGAAGCUGCAACGUCGGAAGAGCACCAUCGCGUGUUCGUUAUUGGUGGAGUUACGCUUUACACGCAAUGCCUUGCGCUGCCGUCUUCCUCACCCACAUUCGUUGAUCGCAUCCUGCUUACGCGCGUUUUCUCUCCGGCAUUCGAAGAAUGUGAUACAUUUAUGCCGGAUAUUCUGUCGGAAAAAGAGCAAGAGGGAAAGGAACGAUGGGAGCAGACGUCACACGCAGAGUUGUCUAGUUGGGCUGGAUUCGACGUGCCAGAAGGAAUACAGUCGGAAAAUGGUGUAGAAUACGAAUUCCAAAUGUGGAUUCGUGUAGUAUGA
Molecule: messenger RNA, 609 nt
Organism: Pleurotus ostreatus (oyster mushroom)
Lineage: Eukaryota; Fungi; Basidiomycota; Agaricomycetes; Agaricales; Pleurotaceae
Gene: DFR1
Product: dihydrofolate reductase
Exons: 2
Coding region: 1-609 (202 amino acids)
Biological process (GO): tetrahydrofolate biosynthetic process; dihydrofolate metabolic process; glycine biosynthetic process
Cellular component (GO): mitochondrion
Molecular function (GO): NADP binding; dihydrofolate reductase activity
Source: RefSeq, a predicted model, not a curated record